Molecule: messenger RNA, 4490 nt
Organism: Zophobas morio
Lineage: Eukaryota; Metazoa; Arthropoda; Insecta; Coleoptera; Tenebrionidae
Exons: 4
Coding region: 8-4375 (1455 amino acids)
Biological process (GO): lipid transport
Molecular function (GO): lipid carrier activity
Source: RefSeq, a predicted model, not a curated record
UCUAAUAAUGAACACACUCCAAUUUUUUACAUUGCUUGUCGCCAUAGUGUCAACACAUGCCUUCCACCAGCUAAUACCACCCGACAAAGAAACGAUCUUUUCGUGGAGUGCAGAAGUCAAAGCUGGUACCCAUCUCCCAGUACCAUACGCCUCCCAGUACGCCCUUCAAGGUAAAAUCCAUUUUCAGCCUUCUAACAACACAAUAGUUGUCAAAAUCACCGAUCUAACACAUCGACUGUACAACGGGAUCAUUGACCAUUACCACGAAUAUUUAGCCAAAAAUGUAUCACCACCUCCGGAAGUGCAAGUUUUGGAAAAUGCAUUUAAAAUCACCUACGCUGACAGUGGCUUGGUCGAAGGAAUUUCAACACAAAGCAACGAAAUGGACUUUUCGCGCAACAUUAAGAAAGCAAUCGCAAGUAUUUUUCAACUAAAUAGUACCUUCCUUCAGAAAGAGUUCCACCGUCCGGAAUCGUUUAUCGUGAAAGAGAAUUCCAUCUAUGGACAUGGUGAAGACGUCUAUAGUGUUUUUCCUCAGAAAGGAGGGAAGAUGGAAGUGCACAAGUUACACAAUAUGCCUGAUAGCGAAAAAAUAUAUUCGCACUUUGUUACUAAUACUGAAGGGGCGUCUUGUGAUGUGACAAAUGUAGUACCGGUUAUGCAUGACAGUAAGAAAACCUAUGUUCUUGAAAAAGAAGGGGACUGUUAUGUUGUUAAAAAAGUUACUACGGUGGGUUCCAUUAUUUAUUAUCCAUUUAAAGCCAAAUCUGACGCUCAGAUGAUUUUGGUAAACCAAAAUUUUGAUUUAGAUGAAGUCGUACCGAUAAAGAAUAAGUACCAGAUUGGUGAGGAAUAUAUUGAGAACAGUUUGAGUUAUGUUUCAUUUGACAAACAAACAAACGACCAAACGAACGGUCGACAAAUCAUCGACUACGAUAAACUCUUACCCAUGGUACGCGAUAUGUUGGAAGAUAUACCACAAUAUAUGCACGAAGACCAUAUUAAUACCAAAGAACCAGAUCAUAAGCGCGGCCAGUUAAUCAAUCGUGUGCAGCAAAUUUUACUCAAAUUCACACUUGAUAAAUUCAAGGAGUUACAGUCGACGUUGUCAAAACAAGCACUAAAUGUUUUCUACCACAUUCUUCCUUUAGUAGGCACCGAAGCCUCGACUCUCUACAUCAAAACUUUAAUCAUUACUAAGACAGUACCUGAUAAUUUAGCCGUCGAAUUAUUACAGAACAUCGCAGGCCACAUCCGACCUUCGCUCGAUUUAGUCCAAAAACUCGAAGACCUCAUCCACUUGGAUUCAAAGUACAGCUGGGAUUUACAAAAAGUCGCUAUCUUAAGCUUCGGCAACAUAAUCUACAAAUCGUACGUUCACCAACUCCAGUCCAACUCAGACAGCUCUCAGGAACCCUAUGAGAAAUACGUAGAUGAGUACAUCCACAAUUUACGAAACUCUACAAAGUACAUAGUCCAAGUGACUUACCUUCUGGGGCUUCGCAACAUGAAAUUACCCAUUCUUGCCCAGCGCUUGGUUCCAGCGUUCAACGGUGAAUGGUGGUCGAAUCAAAAUUUACGAUACGUGGCAAUUUGGGCUGCCGCACCGCCGAUUCUUUUCAACUCUGGUCCUGACAAGAUAAUAGAGACCUUUUGGCCUAUUUUUACCAAUCGGCACGAAAAAGUUGCAGUGAGAGCAUUUUGUUAUUAUUUCAUUAUGUAUUCUAGACCAAGUUUGACAAUGUUGAGGAACAUCUUCACGUUCAUGUUGACCGAACCCGAUCAAGAAUUGUACCGGAUUCAUUACACACUUGUACAGACUUUGAUGCAGUCAACCGAUCCUUGUCACCAAGAUGCUAGAUUAAAAUUAGCUCAACUCAUGAAAUUUAGCCCACCUCCUCACCGUGGUACAUCAGGUAUCAGCUUUUUUGGGUACCGAGACGAAAUGUUCGGAUUUAGCACUGGCAUUCAAAAGUACUACAUCAGAGCCGAAGAUUUACGUAUUUAUGCUUAUUAUGUUACUUCCCAACUGUUCAACAGUUAUGAAGAAGAGUGGGCGGUAUAUUGGAAAAUUCAAGAUGGAAGAGAUAAAGAUCCAGGACUCAUAGAAUCUCUAGUUGAUAUUGUAUCACUGAGUCAACUAGACAGUUUUGAUUUUCAUAUUGAAGCCAGUAUUGCUAGACGUGGUCAAGUUAUCAACACUUUCGCUUUCGAUAAAAGAAGUUUGAACGAAAUGGUCGGCCUCUUGGGAUUGUUCCUCGCAUACGCUUCGAAAUGGAACCUCAAUCUCUUGCACAUAAAUUACGAAAGGUACAAUUCGUACAUGAUACCAACCGAUCUCGGGAUUCCCGCUUUUUGGGAGUACUUCAUGCCGGAGGUACAUUACAACAAUUUGAGUGUAACUAAGCAGAUUGAAGGAGACAGUAUUCACUUCCGCAUUGAAAACAAGUACGGUACUUGGGUUCACUACAGGCACGGUUUGAGUUUCUACAAUCCCAUCGCUGACGUACGACAAGGAAUAAACAAGUACCACGCGUACGACGCACUUUUUCCUCUUCACUUUAACUUGUCGUCGAACUCUAAGCUACAGAGUUUAGAAAUACAUUGGCAAAAACAUGAUGACCCUCAAAUGGACAUCGCUGGGAUUAGAACUCACGCAACGCAGCUAGUUUUUGUCAGAGAUUCUGACGAUUACGAGAAAAAGGUUCUAAGGGAGUUUGUACCUGAGGGAGAAGAAUUUCAAAGUGUCGGUCACAGCAAAGAAUUUAGACAUGACUACCCUAUCUUUGACAAACACAAUCUAGACACGGGCUAUAGGUUGUAUUUAGUUAACUACGAUAGUGACAUCCAUGCCCCUUAUGGUGUCUUCAAGAAUCGACUACACAUGUUCGCCGAUCCCUCAUCUAAAUAUUUCCACUCGCCUUUACAACACUGGACCAUGGCAUGGCUAAAUUUCCACCGCGACAUAGUACUACUUCCAAGACCUGGAACCUACGGUUUCGUAGCUCGACUGGAACCAAGCAGCCAGUUCGGUAUUACCAACAUUGAUUUCGCUUUAUCGCAAAAAUCUGAAUACGUUAGCAACAGUUCGCAUGUCCCAGGAGUCGAUUUACACUCUCACGUGGUGUACAGUGUCAAAAAACACGACCAAAUUUUAAAAACGUGGGAUUUAGAUGCGUUAACCGAAAUUGCUUCAGGUCAUAAUUACGGUUCUUUGAAAUUAAAACUGAGUCGUAUUCUUCCUAAACAAAAGGACUUCCGAGUAUGUAUUGAGGGUUACAAGAAAUGGACACCAGAAGAAGUAAAUGGGCAUUGGGGUAUAACUAUGGGAGAAAGUAACAACGGAGAAUGUGUUAACGACACCGUGAUUGAUAUUUCCUCGAAUGGUAAACGCUCCUUAGAACAAAAAAGUGGAAAGUAUAAACACUCAAGUUGUCAGAAUGUGGUACCAUACUCUGCUCAUGACAUUAAAUGUCUGGUCAGUCAUACCACUCUCAGACACUACACUUACGAAGUCACCAGUACUAACGUACCACCACGCUUAAAACAAAUUGUCACUAAUUUAGGAGAAGACUUGAAAAGUCUUUUUAACGAGUACUACUCUUACAAGAUUGCACACAAUGAAAAUAUCACCGAAGACUCGUUCAAAGUAGACGUAACGUUCCCGUUAGCAGCACAUGAAAUUAAUGUUGAAGUAGCGACAAGAGAACAAACGUAUGAAUUUUCAGGAAUACCACUAAAGUACUGGGACUGGUUUAAAAUAGCCCCGGAAUCUACAACGUACUCUUUAGCUUUUAUAGAAAAGUACGAAAACGGUGAGAUCGAUCACUGUACCAUCCAGUCCCAUCGUCGUCAACUCAAUCAAAAAUCUGUGUCAGAAGUAGUACCGAACGAAUGGACCUUGUACGUCGCUAACAAUUUAGAGUCACACGACCACGUCUACCUAAAACGACUUGAUGACAAAAUCGCUGUUAAACUCGUUCGUGAUGACCACACUCUUGAAGUACUACUUGUAGCUGAAACCGACGAUUAUCACAUUACAUAUGAUGGAGACGCUUCUUCAGACGAACACCAAGAAGAGUGGUUACACUAUCGCGUAUUUGAUAAAGAUAUCCAUAAGCGUCUCGUUAUCUUCCUUCAACAGAGCGGAGUUCAUUUGGAGUAUGAUGUACGACACGUGGUGAUCACGAUUCCUGAGGGAACUCACUGGCAUGGUCACUGUUAUGCUGAUGUCAAAUCGUUAAUUCCACCAACUACUACGAGUAACUUGUUUUUCUGGAAGACUAAUAUAUCUUCCACGGAACGGGAAGUACCCACCGCUGAGGAAAUAGCACGCUUGGCCAACAACAUUCAAAAAGAAAAAAAUAAAGUUUAAUUUGAUAACUACCAAUGAGUAAGGAGGUCAAAAUUAUGUAAAUUGUAACAAUUUUCAUUUAUUAUCUCUCUUGUUUAAUGUAAAUAUUUCCAAUAAAUUCAUACAACAACUGUCA